Messenger RNA from Camelina sativa (false flax), 2135 nucleotides. The record is from RefSeq and is a predicted model, not a curated record. Lineage: Eukaryota; Viridiplantae; Streptophyta; Magnoliopsida; Brassicales; Brassicaceae.
ACCCCAAAAUUUGGCAUAUUGGAAUAUUCGGAAAGAUUGUACAUUAAAUUUCAUCACCCACUUUUAGAAACUUAUCCAAACAGUUUCCGACACACACACCUCUGACUUCUGACAUUCAGAGAAUUUUUAGGAACAAGAGUCCAAAAAAAAACUCACAAAUGGCAUCACAGCUCGAUUUCAUCGGUAAAGAUUACAUCGCUGGAAUCUCGAAUAAUCCUCGGGCGGCUAGCCGUGUGUCUUCUGUGUACAGCGAAGUCCAAGCCAGUCGUAUCGACCACGCGCUUCCUCUUCCUUCCGUCUUUAAAAACCCUUUCAAGAUCAUUGAUGGUCCUCCCAGCUCCUCCGCCGGACAUCCAGAGGAGAUUGAGAAAUUAUUCCCAAAUCUAUUUGGACAACCAUCAGCUUUAUUGGUUCUUAACCAAUCUGAUGCAGUUAAAUCGGACCAAAAGCUUAAGAUUGGUGUUGUGUUGUCGGGUGGACAAGCACCUGGAGGACACAAUGUUAUCUGUGGAAUCUUUGAUUACUUGCAGGAAUAUGUGAAAGGAAGUAGUCUGUUUGGGUUUCGUGGCGGUCCAGCUGGAAUCAUGAAGGGAAAAUAUAUUGAGCUUACUUCUGAGUUUGUCUAUCCUUAUAGAAACCAGGGUGGAUUUGAUAUGAUAUGUAGUGGUAGAGACAAGAUUGAAACUCCAGAACAGUUUCAGCAAGCUGAAGAGACUGUAACAAAGAUGGACUUAGAUGGCCUUGUGGUUAUUGGUGGAGAUGACUCCAAUACUAAUGCUUGUCUCCUUGCUGAACACUUCCGAGGUAAAAACAUGAAAACUCGGGUUAUUGGGUGCCCCAAGACAAUCGAUGGUGAUUUGAAAAGUAAAGAAGUCCCUACUAGUUUCGGGUUUGAUACUGCUUGCAAGAUAUACUCAGAAAUGAUUGGAAAUGUUAUGAUCGAUGCACGUUCCACAGGAAAAUACUAUCACUUUGUACGUCUUAUGGGUCGUGCUGCGUCUCAUAUUACACUUGAAUGCGCUUUGCAAACCCAUCCAAACAUUACCAUUAUCGGAGAAGAGGUACGUUUUCGUGUUACUCAAGCUUCAUUCGUAGCCUUCGGUUUGAGAACCGGAAAUAUCCAAACAUUUAUGCAGGUUUUCGAGAAGAAGCUAACGUUGAAGAAUGUUACGGAUAACAUUGUUGAUGUAAUCUGUAAACGAGCAGAAAAUGGUUACAAUUACGGUGUCGUUCUUGUUCCCGAAGGUCUCAUUGAUUUUAUCCCUGAGGUCCAAGAGCUUAUUUCCGAACUAAACGAAGUCUUAGCAGAAGGAAACGUUGAUGAAGAAGGCCAAUGGAAAAAGAAUCUUAAAGAAGAGACUUUAAAGAUUUUUGAGUUUCUUCCUCAAACUAUUCAAGAACAACUAAUGCUUGAAAGAGAUCCACAUGGAAAUGUCCAGGUGGCUAAAAUAGAGACAGAGAAAAUGCUGAUACAAAUGGUUGAAACCGAGCUAGACAAAAAGAAGAAGGCGGGUACAUACAAACGCGAGUUCAUGGGGAAAUCGCACUUCUUUGGGUAUGAAGGAAGAUGUGGGUUGCCUACGAAUUUUGAUGCAACUUACUGUUACGCAUUAGGUUACGGUGCUGGAUCACUUCUCCAGAGCGGAAAGACCGGACUAAUCUCAUCGGUUGGAAAUUUGGCUGCACCUGUUGAAGAAUGGACAGUUGGUGGUACUGCACUAACUUCGUUGAUGGAUGUUGAGAGAAGACACGGCAAAUUCAAGCCUGUUAUCAAGAAAGCUAUGGUUGAACUUGAAGGCGCACCGUUUAAGAAAUUUGCGUCGCAGCGGGAAGAAUGGGCUUUGAAGAAUCGAUACAUUAGUCCUGGUCCGAUUCAGUUUAAGGGACCGGGAUCUGAUGCGAGAAAUCAUACCUUAAUGCUGGAACUUGGGGCUCAAGCCUAAAGAAUUUUUGUACUGUGAGAUUCACUCACUGGCUCACUUACUUUGUUGUUGUUUGCCUUUGCUGUAAAAUCUUUUUGUAGUAAAGAAAGUUACUGUGAGUCAAGUAAACCAACAAGUAGUCAACGUGUAAGUCGUGAAUUGUGAUGACUGAUGAUGACACUUGAAUAAUAAAAUUUCCUUGGUCUAUUGCCA